GUUCUAAUUUUCUCUUUGUCGAAAAAAAAUCAGGUGAAACGAAAACCCUCAGAUUCCUCUGGUUCUUCCUCGUCCGUCGUCACUUUCGACCUCUGAUUCCGGUCUUCAUCCUUUUAACUUCUUUCCUUAAGGCUGUAGCUGUGAGCUCUUUAAUUUGACUGCAACCAUGUCGACUAUUAUGCAGAAGAUCAAAGAAAUCGAAGAUGAGAUGGCUAGGACACAGAAGAAUAAAGCUACUGCGCAUCAUCUGGGUUUGUUAAAGGCCAAACUUGCUAAGCUACGAAGGGACCUUCUUGCACCACCUACCAAAGGUGGUGGUGGUGCUGGUGAAGGUUUUGAUGUGACGAAAAGUGGAGAUUCUAGAGUUGGACUUGUUGGGUUUCCUUCGGUUGGAAAAUCCACGCUCUUGAACAAGCUUACUGGAACAUUCUCCGAGGUUGCUUCUUAUGAGUUCACAACAUUGACAUGCAUUCCCGGAGUUAUUACAUACCGUGGAGCUAAAAUCCAGUUAUUAGAUCUUCCUGGUAUUAUUGAGGGUGCUAAGGACGGAAAGGGUAGAGGGCGACAGGUUAUAAGUACUGCUAGGACUUGCAACUGCAUCUUGAUUGUUCUUGAUGCCAUAAAACCAAUAACUCACAAGCGUCUCAUCGAAAAAGAGCUCGAAGGAUUCGGAAUAAGGUUGAACAAGGAGCCACCUAAUCUUACAUUCAGGAAAAAAGACAAAGGUGGUAUCAAUCUAACUUCUACAGUCACUUCCACACACCUUGACCUCGACACUGUCAAGGCGAUUUGCAGUGAGUACAGGAUUCACAACGCUGACAUCACUCUGCGCUACGAUGCAACUGCUGAUGACCUCAUCGAUGUCAUCGAGGGCAGCCGGAUCUAUAUGCCCUGUAUCUACGCUGUCAACAAGAUUGAUCAAAUCACACUCGAGGAACUUGAAAUUUUGGACAAACUUCCUCAUUACUGUCCUAUCAGUGCACAUUUGGAGUGGAAUCUUGACGGUCUUCUGGAUAAGAUAUGGGAAUACUUGGAUCUAACUCGAAUCUACACGAAACCAAAGGCAAUGAAUCCGGACUAUGAUGACCCCGUUAUCUUAUCUUCCAAGAAGAGAACAGUUGAGGACUUCUGCAUCCGGAUUCACAAAGACAUGCUUAAACAGUUCAAGUACGCUCUGGUUUGGGGUUCGAGUGCCAAACACAAGCCACAAAGAGUUGGAAGGGAACACGAGCUUGAGGACGAGGAUGUUGUUCAGAUCGUUAAAAAGAUAUGAUUUUUGUUCCAGUUCGUAGAGAAGUCAAAAGACCAAAAUGAGAUAGCUAUAUAGAAGAAGGUUAUGUAUCUUCGUCUGGUUUAUCGAGCUUAUCCUUUGUACUGUAAUAGUAUAUUCAGAGAAAAUUUGUGUCUGCAACCCUUUUUUUAAUGUUAUCUUUUUUCCGGUAAUAGCAUGCAUGUGAUUGAUGUUUUGUCGGACCACCGUAGAUUUUUUUUUGGGAUAUAUGGUUAUGCCUAGAUAUUCUUCUUGUUUUUAUGUAUGCAACUUGACUAUUUUUUUUUUUUGAAUUUAAAAGCU
Molecule: messenger RNA, 1573 nt
Organism: Eutrema salsugineum
Lineage: Eukaryota; Viridiplantae; Streptophyta; Magnoliopsida; Brassicales; Brassicaceae
Product: developmentally-regulated G-protein 3
Exons: 10
Coding region: 167-1273 (368 amino acids)
Biological process (GO): cytoplasmic translation
Cellular component (GO): cytoplasm
Molecular function (GO): GTPase activity; GTP binding
Source: RefSeq, a predicted model, not a curated record